This is a messenger RNA of Orbicella faveolata, 2104 nucleotides long. Its product is annotated as run domain Beclin-1-interacting and cysteine-rich domain-containing protein-like. Gene Ontology annotation, cellular component: intracellular membrane-bounded organelle. Gene Ontology annotation, molecular function: phosphatidylinositol phosphate binding. The record is from RefSeq and is a predicted model, not a curated record. Lineage: Eukaryota; Metazoa; Cnidaria; Anthozoa; Scleractinia; Merulinidae.
CAACCCGGCCCUGGAGUAUAACUAGUUAUUAAAUGAAACCUAGGAAACAGUGUAGCCUACAGGUACAACAAGCUUUUGCAAUGUAAACUGAUCUUAUGUUUAUCAUAAUUGCCUUCAUUCCAAAGGCAUUGUAUUAAUAAUUAAACAACACUUUGCUGAUUAGAUCAGAUAAUUGUUUUGACAUCUCAAAUGAACUUUACGAGUUCCAGUUACAGAAUAAAGUCUACCAACCACAAAUGUUUAAUCACCAGUAAAAUCCUUUACAUGAUUCAAAUGUUGUUUGCAGAGGGCCAAUGACAAGAUUGACAAGAACAAUAUAAAUUCAAUCACAUCAUGUCAAGCAACUGUUCCUAAGGAUGCUGAAGUUUACAAUGAAGAUGAAAGCUUUUAUCAAGCUUUGCUAGAUUGUUGUUUGUCUUCUUCAAAUCUUUUAGAACUGAAAAAUAACAGGAUGGAACAAUUACAUUACUUUUACCAAGAAUUUGCAUUUUUGAGAAGUGCUCCUCAUGUUGAAGCAAUGUACACUUGUAUGCGAGCUUUUGAGGAAGGUGACUGUCAACUGCUUGGCAAAAUUGAUCAUGUGCUGUUGAACAAGAAAAAAUACAUUGAGGUGUGGUUGCAAGAUAGUGCAUAUUUUCAUGCUGGUUUGCUGGAGUCUUCUGUUUUACCUGAUCACAUCCAAGGAAAACCUGGUGAUGAAUUGUCUUCUUCAAACAGCACAGACAGCAGUAGUGGAAAGGAGGACUUUCAGAGGCUUUCACUGUAUGGUUCACUAGAGGACAGUCAGAUUGAAAUGACUGAUUAUUCAGAUUACCACCCUGCUGUUCUUUUACAGGAAAACAUUGAACUGUAUCCCUCUGAGUCUGGUCAGAACUUUUCUUAUAUUUUACCAAGGAAUGGUGAUCUUGAUCCUAGCAGUGAAAUUAAAAGGAAAAGUACAUCUCAGAAAGAAAAUACAGUUGGAGAAGGAAACAACUUGACUUUGCCCUCGCAAAGAUUAAACUCUUUUGGACCAUCAAAAAUAGGACAGAAUGUGAGAGCAACUUUGGCAUAUGCAGCCUUGUCUGCUGUAACAGAGGGUGAAGAGACAGCUACAUGUCCAGGUGAAUGGUUUGAUGGUCAUGAUGAAGACCAAUUUCAUAAACCCAGAAGAGCUAGCACUGGUAGUCUCAAUGAGAAUUUGGUCUGCCCAACAAGUGAAGCAAUUUCAAACAAUGGGUCGCUAGAAACAUCCAUUCUUCCGUAUGUUAAAACAAGAUCUUGUGACAAAUAUGUUAGCAGCAGUUCUGAGUCUGUUACAGACCACCAAAUGAGAAAAGCUUUGGGACACACCAGGUCAAAAUCAGAUCAAAGAGGUGUUCCAAAAUUUCAUAAGCAUAAGUCUGUCAUUGAAGUGCCAAAGUACCAUGAAAGUGAGAAUCAGGAUUCUUUCAGCAGUGUUUGCAGAAUGUCAUCUUCACUACCUACUACCUCAGAGUCAUUGUACUGCAAUGAUCCAUAUUUGGAGGAUCCAUAUCAGGAACAAUCCUUAGCAACAAUUUUGGCAUCACAGGACUUUAGCUCAUGUGAAUUAGAUAAGGUAUUUACCAAUAGUGCUAAAAUCAAUGAUUAAGUUACUUAGGUACAUACUGUACUUGGCCUUGAAUUAGUAAUGAAAAAGUAUGUAAAAAGACAAAUUAUGGAUGCUAUAUCAGUCAUUCCUUAUUACCAGUAAAUUUAGAAAUAAUGUUCCUCGUUGUUUCCCAUAACAUUUUAUAGGAAAUCAAACCUGAUUGUAUGCACUUCCAUUAUUACAUUAUAAAAGGAAAUAAUAAUGAACCUGCUUUAUGAAGAAGAAAAAGAAAAUGAGAACAAAAAUACCUACAACAGUAGUUUGUUGUCAGAGCUUUGGUUGAUUUAUUUGAAUUGUUGUUCACCUAAACCUUAAACAUCAAUGCCAUACGUGUGGUUUUCCGUUGGCUGAGGAACGAAAGAAGCGGAAAACAUUUUUCUCACACACGGCUGGGAGUCUGGGUACAGGUGUGCGGGGGGUUUCAGGUUACGUGGCUUGUGUAAGGUUUCAGUUUUUGUUUCGCCAUCUGCCACUGCCUGACAUGCCCCACCC